This is a messenger RNA of Impatiens glandulifera, 1263 nucleotides long. Its product is annotated as probable fatty acyl-CoA reductase 4. Gene Ontology annotation, biological process: long-chain fatty-acyl-CoA metabolic process; suberin biosynthetic process. Gene Ontology annotation, molecular function: alcohol-forming very long-chain fatty acyl-CoA reductase (NADP+) activity. The coding region runs from base 1 to 1263 and encodes 420 amino acids. The record is from RefSeq and is a predicted model, not a curated record. NCBI's taxonomy places the organism in Eukaryota, Viridiplantae, Streptophyta, Magnoliopsida, Ericales, Balsaminaceae. Gene Ontology annotation, cellular component: intracellular membrane-bounded organelle. The transcript has 8 exons.
AUGGCGUCUCUACCAGAAGAUAAGCAAAAUCCUCAUCUUUUUCAUAAUAUGACCAUUUUGGUCACUGGCGCUACUGGUUUCUUGGCUAAACUAUUUGUGGAGAAGAUGGUAAGAACUCAAUCAGAUUUCAAGAAAAUGUAUCUUCUAAUCAGAGCAGAUGAUAUUUCAUCAGCCAAUCAACGCCUACUAGAUGAGGUGAUAGAAAAAGAAUUAUUUGGAAUUGUUGGAGAGUUAUGGGGAGCAGAUGAACUUAAAUCUUUCAUUUCUGAAAAAAUAGUUGCAGUUCCUGGGGACAUAAGAUCCUUAGAUUUCGGGAUUAAGGGUGAUGACUCAAAUAUUAUGCUUCAAAACAUGCUUACGGAUAUUAACGUUAUUGUUCAUUCUGCCGCCACUCUCCAAUUUGAUGGAAGAUAUGAUGAUGCAAUAAACACAAACCUGAAGGGAACUAUGAACGUCUUGACCUUUGCCCAAAAAUGCACAAACCUAAAAUUGCUUCUCCAUGUUUCCACUGCUUACGUAUGUGGAGAAAGGGAGGGAUACAUAUCAGAGAAACCGUUUAAUAUGGGUGAAAGCCUCAAUGAAGUUGAUGGAUUAAACAUCGAGACCGAGAUUAAAAUGAUGGAAGAACAGUUGAGUGAACUUAAGGCUAAUAAAGCCACUGAAAAUGAAGUUAAGUUGGCUAUGAAAGACAUGGGCAUGCAAAGGGCAAAAAAGUAUGGCUGGCCAAAUACAUAUGUUUUUACAAAAGCUAUGACUGAAAUGUGGUUAGGACAUUGGAAAGGAGAUAUUCCUUUGGUUAUCAUGCGCCCAACUAUAGUAACUUGCACCUUAAAAGACCCUUUUCCUGGUUGGAUGCAAGGCUUCGGAUCAAUCAAUGGAUUCAUUAUAGCUUAUGGCAAAGGAAUGACGAAAUACCUCCCAUUUGAUCCACAAGCAAAUAUGGAUAUGAUACCAGGGGAUAUGGUUGUAAAUGCAAUUAUUUGUGCAAUAAUAGUGAAUAUGAAACAACAGUUACAUCUUCGUGAUACAAUAAUCUAUCACAUCGGCUCUUCUUUAAGAAACCCAAUCAACAUGGAUUGUUUUAUAAGUCUUAAGUUCAAAUAUUUCACAAUGAAUCCUUGGUUUGACAAAAAUGGUAAGAUGAUUAAGGUUGCCGAACUUCAAUCAUUUCACACAUUUGCUGCCUUCCAUACAUACAUGAAAUUCUAUUACUUGAUGCCAUUGAAGGUGAACAACCCUCCUUUCAUUUCACCUAUUAUCUAG